AUGACUAAAAAUUUGAACAACAAGGGGAACAAUGAAGAGCAGACACAAGAGAUGACUGUGAAGGGGAACAACAAGAGGAGUACUGGAAUGGAAUCUAGCAUUGAUGUGGAGAAACAAAGCAGUAAACAAAAUUGCCAAAUGAUAGAAAACACUCAAAGAGCAGAACUUACUGCCAAGGAAUUGAUACUUGGAGGAAACAAAUGCAGGGGGCACGUAUACCUUUGUGACAAACAUACAAGACACAUGACGACUGAUAGUAGACCUGGGACCUUUACAGUUGAAAGGUGCUGGAACACAAGCAUUCAAGGCAAUCCCAUGUGGGUGUUGCAACAAAAGCUUAAAACACUAUCCAAAGAACUGAGCAAAGGGUCUAGGGAAAACAUUGGUAAUGUUUAUGACAAGGUCAGGCAAAUGGAAGAGAACACUAUACUUAAUGAGGAGGCUUACGAUAUGGAUGACUCAGAAGAGAAUAGACAAAAACUACAUAAAUCAGAGGCUGAAUACAUCAGGUGGCUUAAGAUGCAGGAAUCCAUACUCAGGCAAAAAGCAAGAGUCAAGUGGGCAGAGGAGGGUGACACCAACAACAAAUAUUUUCAUAGUAUUAUUAGAGAAAGAAUGAGAAAAACUCGAAUUCAUAGAAUCAAAAAUGAGAAUGGUGACUGGAUUGAAGGGAAUAAAGAAAUAGCACAACCUGCAAUUGAUCAUUUCAACGGUAUUUUUACUCAACCAAAUAGUACUAGUGAUAUGGACAUUCUCAAAUGGUGUGAUAGAUUGAUUACAGAUGAAGAUAAUGAACAUAUAAUGCAAAAACCUACUGAGGAAGAGAUCAAAGAGGUCAUCUUUUCUAUGGACCCAAACAACGCAGCAGGGCCAGAUGGAUUUAAUGGUCUUUUUUUCCAACCUACAUGGAGAAUAGUCAAGAAUGAUGUUAUAGAGUUUGUUUCAGCUUUCUUCAGGGGAGCCAACCUAACAAAAUACUACACUCACACAUGCUUGGUUCUUAUUCCUAAGGUUAAGUCCCCUGACAACUUUUCGCAAAUGAGACCCAUCAGUUUGUGCAGCUUCACCAACAAAAUUAUUUCUGAGAUCCUGACAACGAGAAUCAGUCCCCUUCUGCCAAGGAUUAUUUCUGAAAACCAGCCUGGUUUUGUGAAAGGCAGACUUAUAACAGAAAACAUUCUUACUCAGGAGAUUAUAGAUGGCAUCAACAAGAAGAAAAGUGAAAAAAAUAUAGUAAUGAAGCUGGAUAUGUCUAAGGCAUAUGAUAAGUUGUCCUGGACAUUUCUCACCUCUGUACUCAGAAAAGUAGGAUUUUCUGAACUGGUCAUUGAAUUAAUAUAUAGACUAAUUUCUAAUAAUUGGUACUUUUUUUUUGAUUAG
Molecule: messenger RNA, 1380 nt
Organism: Nicotiana attenuata
Lineage: Eukaryota; Viridiplantae; Streptophyta; Magnoliopsida; Solanales; Solanaceae
Exons: 2
Coding region: 1-1380 (459 amino acids)
Source: RefSeq, a predicted model, not a curated record